Leucoraja erinaceus (little skate) is the source of this 7612-nucleotide messenger RNA. RefSeq names its product fidgetin-like. The transcript has 2 exons. The coding region runs from base 1 to 2157 and encodes 718 amino acids. The record is from RefSeq and is a predicted model, not a curated record. NCBI's taxonomy places the organism in Eukaryota, Metazoa, Chordata, Chondrichthyes, Rajiformes, Rajidae. Gene Ontology annotation, molecular function: ATP binding; microtubule severing ATPase activity; ATP hydrolysis activity.
AUGGGGGAAAUGCCACCGUCCAGAGGCCUGUUGAAGAUACGUUGGAGUCCAGAGCAUGUCCAGGGGCCAGAGCAGAAUCUCGACAUCUCAUUGACAAUGUCCUCUCUCGCACACAAAACCGAAGACGGACCCCUCGUUCAGCAGCACCCCCGCUACGAGUGGGCGAACGACGACAUUUCCGCCCUGACCGCCUCCAAUCUGCUCAAGAAGUACGCGGAGAAGUACUCUGGGUUUGCGAGCCCUGCGUACGAGAGGCCGGAGCUGGGUGCGUACGCGGACGCCCCCCUUGGGCCGACGAGCGAGGCAAAGACCGAAAGCGAUGCCUGGCAAAUGGCCCUCCGUGAGCCUGGCACCUUUGCAGCCAACGCGAUGGACAAUGGGCUCGCUGGCAAUAAAGCAAGAAGCAGUUCCGCCCUCCCGCCAGUAAAUGGCAGUGUUGGGAUGGUGGCUGAAGCUUGCUACCCAAGCAACGCGGGUGGUACUGGGCCUACCCCACGCAUCCAGUCCUGCCUUGUGCCCAUCGGAACUUCUCAGGAAUGUUCACCGGGUUACGGUGCCACGUACCUACCCUCCGACUACUGCAGCCAAGCGACGGCGGCGGCGGUUUCCUCUCCCCUCACCUCGUCUUUGAACGGUUCAAGUCUUCUGCAGCCAGUCCAUUCCAUGACCACCAUCGGCCCAUCUUACAAUUCGACUUUAGCGGGCGUGAACUCACUGUACAACUACCCAUCCAACCACUACCAUUCCCAGUCAAGCAUCGGGCCCGGCUACUCGGGAGUCCACCUUCCAUCCUUGGGCAUCCCAGCUCCCCGUCACCUUCCUCCCGCGUCCCGCCCGCCGAUAGUCCCCAGGUACGGCUACCAAAGCCACAGCUUGAGCACGGGCCCCUUGUCUCCUGUCCCCAACGGGUCGAAGAGGAAAGCCUUCGACGUGAAUCCGAAAGAGGACGUGAGCAGAUACGGUUACGGGGAACCGCGCGUGGCCGCCGACUCCUACCAGACGCCGGGCGGCGCGUGUCAUGGCGGCGGCUUCGCCGGGAGCGGUGACGGGUUCAAGGGGAGGAAGCAGCACGUGGUGGGCGACCCGGCCUACAAGUGCCGAGACCGCGAGAGGAAAGGGGCGUACAACGGCGGGCAGUUGGCGCAUCCGCCGGGCUCCAGCGAGGCGUUCGCGCCCGCGUUGCUGGGCGGGGAAGCGACCGGCGGGCAGGGCCACGUUCUGGGCUACCGGCUGCAGCCUCAGAGGGUGGAGACGGUCACGGCGAGCGAUCACCUGGAGGAGCAACUGAGGGGCCUGGACUCCCAACUGCUCAGCCUGGUCACCAACGAAAUAGUGGACUGCAGCCCCCCCGUGCAGUGGGGUGAUAUCGCCGGGCUGGAGGCAGCAAAGGCGCUGAUCGAAGAGCAGGUUCUGUGGCCCUUGCUGCGGCCCGGAGCUUACAACCGGGCCGGCACAGUGCCCAAAAGCAUCUUGCUCUUCGGACCCAGCGGCGGAGGCAAGACGAUGCUCACAAGGUGCAUUGCCACCCACCUGGGGGCCACCUUCCUCAAGGUCAGCGGCUCGUCCUUCGUCUCCAAGUGGAAGGGCGACGGGGAGAUGAUCCUGCAGGCCAUGUUCCUCAUAGCCCGCUCUCGCCAGCCAUCCGUCAUCUUCAUCAACGAACUCGACCUCAUGCUCUCCACUCCUGUGGGCGAAGAAAGCCUUCACCUCAACUCCAUCAAGGCCAAGUUACUGUCCCAUGUGGAGGGCGUGGUGAACUCGAGCAGUGACCACAUUAUCGUCAUCGGCGGCACCAGGCACCCGGGCGACAUCGAGGAGACCAUUCAUCGAUACUUUAUAAAGCGGCUCUAUAUCUCCCCACCCGAUGGCAGAGCGAGGCGGCAGAUUCUACUCUACACGUUGGCUCAACAGGACCAUUGCCUGAGUGAGGGGGAAAUUAGCUUGGUUGUUCAGAACACCGAGGGAUAUUCGGGGAGUGACCUAAUGCUGCUCUGCCGAGAGGUUGCCCUGGGCCGAGGGGAUGGCGCGGCGUCGCACUCGAAGCCCGCCACCUACAAGGACUUUGAAGACGCUUUUUGCAAAAUCCCCCCCAGCGUUUCGCCGAAGGAUCUGAAGCUGUACACGGAGUGGAGCAAGUUGUUUGGGUCGUGCGUCUGACACAACGGUCGUGGACGCUUGCAGAGGGGGCGAACGGGCAGGACAAUGAGCAAAGAAGUUGCAUCGAACGUCUCCUGUCCGUUCCCACCAAGGGCAAAUGGCAGAGAAUCAGUGGACGCCAUUUCUGCAGAUAGACGUAACAUUUCCGAGGUUAGUUGCUGUCGAGAGACUUGGAGUAUUCCUGAAUCAAAACGAUUCAACUCAUCCCAAAUCAACCUCAUGAGAUCAUUACAUUUCCCUCAGGAUUGCUUUGCUAUUUAUUGCCACAGUUGUAUUCUAUAAUCUAUAACCUUCUUCACAGCACCAGAGACCCCGGUUUGAUCGUGGCUUUUGGGGUUGUCUGUCUGUGUGGAGUUUGCACGUUCUCCCUGUGACCGUGUGGGUUUUCUCCGGGUGCUCCGGUUUCCUCCCACAUCCCAAAGUCGUGCGGGUUUGUAGGUUGAUCGGCCCCCUCUGUAAAUUGCCCCCUCGUGUGUAGGGAGUGGAUGGGAAAGUGGGAUAACACGGAACUGGUGUGAACGGGUCGGCACAGACUCGAUGGGCCGAAGGGCCUGUUUCCACGCUGUGUCUCUAAACUAAAUGCUGAGACCACAGAAACUAAGAAGCACAGUGAAGAAAGGUCACGACCUGAAACGUCGCCUAUUCCUUCGCUCCAUAGAUGCUGCCUCACCCGCUGAGCUUCUCCAGCAUUUUUGUCCACCAUCGAUUUUCCAGCAUCUGCAGUUCCUUCUUAAGCACAGUGAAAAUGAUCACAUGUUUGACAUCUGGUGAGAUCAUUGCUGAAGAUGACUCCAGAGCUAAUGCAGUGUGGCCUUGAGAAGAUAAUGUUUCUGGGAAUGAUCAUUUCAAAAAGGGACUAUAUUAUAAAAAAUAUGAAGGUAUACAGUGUAUUUCCAUGCUGUAUUCCAUUCGAUCAAUCAAUCAGUAAGUGUUUCAUCUCAGCUGAGGUGAGGAGCAGGCUUUUAGUUUAGUUUAGAGAUACAGCGUGGAAAUGGGCCCUUCAGCCCAUCGAGUCCACGCCGACCAACGAUCACGCCGUACACUAAUUCUAUCCCACACUCGAGAGACAAUUUUGCGGAAGCCAAUUAACCUACAAACCCGCACGUCUUUAGCAUGUUGGAGGAAAACCGGAGAAAACCCAUGCAGGUCACGGGGAGAACGUGCAAACUCCGUACAGACAGCACCCGUAGUCGGGAUGGAACCCGGGUCUCUGGCGCCGUGAGGCAGCGACUCUACCGCUGCGCCAAUGAGUAGACGUUGUUUCUCACUCUCUUGAGUUGUUUGAUAAUAUCUUUUCUUCACGUGCUCGGGAAACCUGUGAUUACUAACUUCAAAGGAAUAUAAUGAACUAUGUGGAACAGGUUGAAUAUAAGUUAGCUGUAAGCUGAUCGAGACGAGCUGAAACCAUGUAGGCCUGAUCUCUGCUGUGGCAGAUGUAAGGUUUUUUGAUUAACAUUGCUGUCUCUUGGAAGAAACACCAGCCUUGCCUUUUUCAUUGCACUAUCCAGAGACCCCUUGCUAGGAGGUCUACGGCCAGUUGAUGAUACAAUGGGGCUCCUCUUGUCAGAGUGCAAGAUGUACCAGCGUUUGUUAUCUAGGCUCUGAAAUGAAAAUGCCGACCUGGAUGAAUUAUCGGAGGUUAUCUGUGAAAUUAAAUGACGCGAUCAAAUUUGAAAAAUGAAACAAAGUGUACAUCAUCAUCUCCGGGCUUUAAUAUAGCAUAUUGGGCAUGUAUAUAAUGUGGACUAGUAAUUCUGUACGAGGGCAGAUAUCACAGGCCAUUUUUAGCCGUGUCUGAGUAACCUUAAAAGGCUUAGUUAGUUAGUGAACGAAUAUUAAUACACUUAUAAUUUACUUAAAAAUCCAAGUUGCUUUGGUAUUUGACUUUGAAUGCAUUGAAGUUUUUUUGAUUUAUGACAAAGAACUGUAUUAUAAUUGCAACAUAUAAAUGGAUUAACGUUGAAUUUUUUUUCUCUCCUUUUACAUGUAUUUGGCUUGUAGUACCUCUUUAAUGCCUUGCCCUUUAAGGCAUGUUUGUUUGGACACCCACUGUCAAACUUUGGCAACGGUUGGCUCAAAGGCUGUUCAUUCCUUCAGUAUUUCCGAGAGCGCUCCGUGAUUGAUGGAACUGCCCACGAGUUUCCAUUUGUACUCCGCUAACAUGGGCACACACGGUGGCGCAGCGGUAGAGUUGCUGCCUCACAGCGCCAGGGACCCGGGUUCCAUCCUGACCACGGGCGCUGUCUGUACGGAGUUUGUACCUUCUCCCCAUGACCUGCGUGGGUUUUCUCCAGGUGCUCCGGUUUCAUCCCACAUUCCAAAGACGUGCAGGUUUCCAGGUUAAUUGGCUUCUGAAAAUUGUUCCCAGUGUAUGUGGGAUAGAACUAGUGUCGGCAUGGGCUCAGCUUGUUUUCACGCCGUAGCUUUUAUUUUUUAGUUUAGAGAUACAGCAUGGAAAUAGGCCCUUCGGCCCACCGAGUCCAUGCCGACCAGCUGUCUCUUUGGCCCACUGAGUCUGCACCAACCAAUAUAACUAAACUAAACUAAGCUAUGCUCAACUAAACUGAAUUAAGCUGACGAAGAAGGGUCUCGACCCGAAACGUCACCCAUUCCUUCGCUCGAUAGAUGCUGCCUGUCCCGCUGAGUUUCUCCAGCAUUUUUGUCCACCUUUGAUUGUUCCAGCAUCUGCAGUUCCUUCUUAAACAACAGGUCUCUACCUAAGGUUCUCACGUUUGACCUAUCCAAGUCACCUUGCAGCCUCCUAGCAUCCUCCUCACAGGGAACUUCUUGAAGGCAAAUUAAACAUGGAAAAAUUGGUGCAUGAAUAGGCCAUUCGGCCCAUUCGGCCAUGGGGGGCCGAAUGGUCUAUUCCUGCACCAAUUUUUCCAUGUUUAAUUUGCCUUCAAGAAGUUCCCUGUCUGCAAUAAUAAUGUUUCUUUGAUUGGUUCAAAGGGUAAACAAGGAAAGUAUCUGUGCGAUGAAAUGACUAUUUCACAAUUUACCACAAUGAACUUGUGUUUUCUCCCAAUUCCUGGCACCUGGGUGUAUUUAUCGCUGCAUCUCGGUUGACUGCUGUGAUCUGUGAACUAAACAUUAACGAAAAGGCAUCGUUCAUGAAACUGUUUGGUAGAGUCAUAUACAAUCCCAACACUGAAUCACUGAGUGAUGUGGGCUGAUGACACUGUAUAAAACAAAAUGCCUCUACUGUUAGAAAUUGUCAAGAGUCUUGGGCCUGUCCCACUUAGGUGAUUUUGUUUUUUUUUUUUUGGGCGACUAGUUUGUCUCCACAUGUUCACUGGUGGAUGUCGGGCGUAGUCUCCUCAGUAGCGUAGUCUCCUGGUCGCCGCUAAAUUUUCAACCCGGUGAAAAUUCUUCACCGCCAGUGGGUUUGACGCCAUUGAGCGUAGCUUGACUUCUCCUGACGUGCGUGCUGUUGGAGGUUGUCGCCAGGAUGACGAAGGUUGCCGCUGGUUUUUCGGCGACCUGCAACGACGAUGACAGUCGCCGGCAGUUGCCUAAAAAAAAUCGGCAAGUUUGACAGGCCCAUCAAGAGUGUUUUAUGGUCAAAUGUCCCAAAGUGGAACAAUGACAUUUUUACUUGCGGCAGUACAACAAAUGUGUACCCAGAGAACACUGUAAACACCAUAAUAAUCAACAACAAAAGUUCAGUGUAUAUAUAUAUUUUUAUCAUGAGACUACUAAACACUGCAACCUCCAAAUAAGCUCCAAACAAUAUUUAAUAAACAAGCAAUAAUAGUGCAAAGAUAAAUAAUGUCCCCAAGUCUAUGUAGUUUAUUUAAAAAUAAAUUGGAUAAGCAUAUGGAUGAGAAGGGAAUGGAGGGUUAUGGUAUGAGUGCAGGCAGGUGGGACUAAGGGGAAAAAAAGUUGUUCGGCACGGACUUGUAGGGCCGAGAUGGUCUGUUUCCGUGCUGUAAUUGUUAUAUGGUUAUAUGGUGGUUGUUGUGUUUAAUAGCCUGAUGGCUGUGGGGAAGUAGCUAUUCCUGAACCUGGAUGUUACAGUUUUCAGGCUCCUGUACCUUCUUCCCGAUGGCAGGGGUGGAAUGAGAGCGUGGCCAGGGUGGUGUGGGUCUCUGAUGAUGCUGGCUGCCUUUUUGAGGCAGCGACUCCUGUAGAUCCCUUCGAUGGUGGGAAGGUCAGUACCCACGAUGUGAUGGACUGGGCAGUGGUCACCACUAUUUGCAGUCUCCUUUGCUCCUGGGCGUCCGAGUUGCUGAACCAGGCCGUGAUGCAACGUCUUGAACUAAAUAGGUUGUUUUUUUUAAUCAUACUGCAUGCUGGUGUGUGAUGAAAGAUCUUAAACUUUAGACAAUGCCUACUGCCUCGCCAACAGUCUGUCUGUCCUUUCUUCUUUUUGUUAUUUUUAGCAUGUGUUAAAAAGUAUGUUUUAGUGUUCCUUGGUUUGUUUUAUGUGUGUGGGGGGGGUUUGGGGGGGGUAACUUUUUUUCAAUCUCUUACCUCGACGGAGAUGCGAUUUUUUUCCCGUGUCAUAUCUCCGUCCGCGCGCACUGCGGCCUAACAUCGUGGAGUUGGCGGCCUUUCCUGGAGACCGACGGGCGCUCCAAGCCGCGGGAGUCUGCGUGACAUUAACAUCGCGGAGCUUGCGAUCCCGUCGCCAACCGCGGGGCCUGUGGACUUUAACACCGUGAAGCCCGCGGUCUCUGGUAAGAAGAGGCCGAUUCGGGAGCUCCGUGCCGCGGAGAGAGUUUCAACCGCCCCGACGCGGCAGUUUCAAUCACCCCGACGGGGGCUUCGUUCAUCAGCUGCGGGGGGGGGGGCUUUGAUCACCCGACUGCAGAUGGUUUGACCGCCCUGACCGUGGGUGAACAAGAGGACGAAGAAUGAACUUUAUAACCUUCUACCACAGUGAGGAAUGUGGAAUCCACUGUGGUGGAUGUUCAUGUUAACUUUCACGUGGUUGUGUGUCUUGUUGCUUUUCACUUAGUAUGGCAACUCCAAUAUCAUUGUACAGUACCUCAAUUGAUACAUGUGACAAUAAACUUGAAACCUUGAAACGGUUUAGGCAAUACCUGCAGCUCUGGUCGCCUCCAUUACAGGAACGGUGUGGAGGCCUUGGAUAGGGUGCAGAAGAGGCUUGCCAGAAUGUUGCCUGGAUUAGAUGGUAUUAGCUGCAAGGAGACAAUUAGCAACAUGUUAGGUCUUCAUUGGUGAACUGAAUGUAUACAUGAGGAUAAAGGACUAGUUGUCCAAAUGGUACGACUUCCAAAAGCCGUCUUUUUGUUCUAUGCUUUAUCAUUACUCAUAACAAUUUCUACCUCAAUGCAAUGCUUUCUAUAUGAAAUAUUUAUGUCAUGUCUUUUGAAUGUUUGCCUUAUUAACUUUUUUGAAGUUCUCAACCUGUCAUGGUCAACUUGAAAGAACAUGGAUGUAUUUCAAAGCAUUGUUACACGAUAUUAAAAAAAGAUGUUAAAUUGAA